AACGGUUGUGUAAUAUAAUUCAUAUUUUCUUUCUCAUUGAUCUUUUUAACUUUAAGUAGACAAUCCACAAUGGAAGAAAAUAAACCAUUACUGGAUGACUUAAGUAUUUAUUCUAGUUCUUACUUUGACAGUGAUGAGCAGGAUGAGGAAGAAAUGGAAAUUGUUAUUCUGGUUGAGGGAAUGACUUGCCACUCUUGUGUCAAAAGUAUAGAAGGAACAAUUGGAAAAAAGAAUGGUGUAAUAUCUAUUAAGGUUUCCCUUGAAAAUAAAAGGGCUUAUAUUAAGUACAACCCACUUUUCACAUCACCAGAAGAAUUGAGAGAAGCAAUUGAUGACAUGGGUUUCGAUGCUUUUCUCCCGCAAAAAAAGCAGCAUGUUGUGUUCAAAAUUGACAAUUCUAGUUCUGACUUGGAAAACUCUAUUAAAGAUGAAUUUUCCCUCCAAAAUGGCAUCAACUCUGUUGAGGUUUUUUCUGACCCAAUGUUUGCCCAAAUUUCAUACGAUAGUUCAAUAAUAACAGUAGAUCAAUUACAAAGCAAGUUACAGAGUUUGGGUGUUCCAGUAAACAUUGAUAAUAACGCUUAUUCAUGUGAUAUAUCUACUACUAAAAUGAAAUGUAAUUCAUGUGUUAAUAAAAUAACUGGUGUGUUAUUAGGUAAAGAAGGUAUCAAAUCAAUUGUUACAAGUCUUGAAAGACAAAUAGUUUCUAUUAUAUAUCAUCCAUCAAAAGUUGAACCUGAAGAUAUAGCUAAAGAAAUUGCCAGCCUGGGUUUCACAACUCAAGUUUACCAGGUUAAUGGAGAAAAAAUUGAUUCACAAAUGUCUAAAGUUAAAGAAAUCGCUGGUAAUAAUGAUGAGAAAUUACAAAUCGAUGACUUAGCAGACAUUAAAAGGUGUAAGUUACACAUUAAAGGAAUGACAUGUGCCAGUUGUGUUGCAGCAAUUGAAAAACAUUGUCAAAAGGUUAACGGGAUUCAAAGCAUCCUAAUCGCUCUCCUUCCUGCCAAUGCUGAAGUCAAGUAUAAUCCCUCAGUAAUUGACCCACAAAAGAUUGCUGAUUCCAUAACUGAGUUAGGCUUCCCAUCUGAAGUUUUAGAAAAUGGUAACUUGCCAAAUGAAAAAGUUAUUGAAAUAGUGAUUAAUGGGAUGUCAUGCGCAUCGUGUGUAAAUAAAAUUGAAACUGGUGUGAAGAAACUGAAAGGAGUGUAUUCAGCCUGUGUAGCACUUACAACAAAAUUAGGCAAAUUUACUUAUAAUCCAAAUGAAACUGGUCCAAGAAGUAUUUUAGAAGCAAUUGAAGGCAUGGGAUUUAAUGGAAAUAUUAUUUCAAAUAAAGACAAAGAUUCACGAAGAUACUUUGAUCAUAGCGAUGAAAUAAAACGUUGGCGAAAGUCGUUCCUAAUAUCCCUUAUCUUUGGUGGGCCUUGCAUGAUAGUUAUGCUGUAUUUCAUGAUUGAAAUGACAUUCAAACAUAAAGGUCAUGACCAAAUGAUCUAUAUAAUGCCAGGAUUAUCUCUUGAAAAUCUAUUGCUUUUUAGUCUUUCAACCCCUGUGCAGUUUAUCGGUGGAAUGAACAUGCACAAGGCUGCAAUAAGGGCUAUAAAGCAUGGUACAACAAACAUGGAUGUUCUUGUUUCUCUAGCUACAACUAUUGCGUACGUUUAUUCUGUCAUCGUCCUUGCCUUCGCCAUAAUUUUUCAACAUAAACUCAGUCCACAAACUUUCUUUGAUACUCCCCCCAUGCUGUUCGUUUUCAUCACAGCCGGACGUUGGCUGGAAAGUAUUGCCAAAGGAAAAACAUCAGAAGCAUUAUCUAAACUUCUGUCACUAAAACCAACUGAAGCAGUGUUAGUAACUGUCGGUUCUAACAUGGAAGUCCUCAGUGAAAAAAUAAUUUCUGCUGAUUUAGUUCAAUCAGGAGAUAUUUUAAAAGUUUUGCCUGGUACAAAAGUGCCAGCAGAUGGGAAAGUAAUAUUCGGACAAUCUGCAUGUGAUGAAUCGCUGAUAACAGGCGAAUCCAUGCCAGUAGUUAAACAAAAAGGAAAUUUAGUAAUUGGUGGAGCAGUGAAUCAAAACGGGCUUCUUCUCAUUUCUGCGACUCAUACAGGCGAGGCUUCAACUCUUGCACAGAUUGUAAAACUGGUAGAAGAAGCACAAACAAGCAAAGCUCCAAUUCAGCAGUUAGCUGAUAAAAUAGCUGGUUUCUUUGUGCCUUUUGUCUUAUUGUCUUCUUCUUUAACAGCAGUUAUUUGGAUCAUCCUUGGCUACAUCAACAUUAAUUACCUUCAUUUUAGGCCCGAAGAAUUGGAGGGAUUUUCAGAGAGUGAACUAAUCUUCCAAUUUGCAUUUCGCUGCGCUUUAAAUGUUCUUGCAAUUGCUUGUCCUUGUGCUCUUGGACUUGCUACACCAACAGCUGUGAUGGUUGGAACAGGUGUGGGUGCUCUUAAUGGUAUCCUUAUCAAAGGAGCAGUUGCUCUCGAAAAUGCACAUAAGGUUAAAUGUGUUGUUUUUGACAAAACUGGAACAAUAACCCGAGGGAUUCCGUCUGUUUCAAAAAUUUGCUUGUUCAUAUCAGAUGUAGAAUUUUCUAUAGAAAAACUUCUCUGUUUGGUUGGAAUUGCCGAAUCCAACAGCAAGCAUCCAAUAGCUGGAGCCAUCGUUGAAUUUGUUAAAAGCACGAUUGAAUCAGACAUAAAUGGAAAAUCGAAUAGUUUCAAGACUGUAUCAGGUUGUGGUUUAAAAUGUGUUGUCUCUCAUUUUGAGAGUAUGAUGGAAACCGCACGGUCUUCAGAAAAUAUAAAAAAUUACAGAAAUUUACCAGUCAAUGAAAAUUUGAUGCUGAAUGGUGCUCAUGUAGAUCCAGUAUAUAUGAGUGGUAACACAUCGGUAUGUAAUAUACCUGAAGGAAGAUUGCUCAAUAUUCAGCAGCCGGGGGAGUUCCAAGAUUCUUACGAGGUAUUGAUUGGAAACCGAGAUUGGAUGAAACAAAAUAAUGUUAUAAUUUCAUCAGUUUCUGACUAUUUAAUGUCUGUUGAAGAAGAUUUAGGACGUACUGCAGUUCUUUGUGCUGUCAAUGGCGUCAUCACCUCUAUGUGGAGUGUUACUGACACUGUGAAACCAGAAGCACAUUUAGCUGUUUACACAUUAAAGAAGAAAGGGAUCAAUGUUAUUUUAUUGACUGGUGACAAUAAAAAGACUGCUGUUGCAAUCGCAAGACAGGUCGGGAUUCACAGGGUAUUUGCUGAAGUUCUUCCGUCUCAUAAAGUUGCCAAAAUUCAACAGUUGCAAAAUCAAGGAUAUAGAGUCGCUAUGGUUGGCGAUGGAGUAAAUGAUUCUCCGGCUUUGGCCCAGUCUGAUGUCGGAAUUGCUUUCGCCUCAGGAACUGAAAUAGCCGCUGAAGCUGCUAAUGUUGUGUUAAUGAGGAAUGAUUUACUAGAUGUCAUUGCUUGCCUUGAUCUUUCAAAAAAAACUGUCUACAGGAUAAGAGCUAAUUUUAUUUUUGCAAGCGUAUAUAAUAUUGUCGGCAUACCUCUUGCUGCAGGGGCGUUAAGCAGCUUUGGAUUUACAUUAGUCCCUUGGAUGUCUUCCGCUGCUAUGGCUUGUAGCUCAGUGUCAGUGCUGUGUUCUUCCCUUCUACUUAAACUAUACAAAAAGCCAACUGCUGAAUCCUUGAUGACGGCAGAAUAUAGGCAAGCAAUGGCUGCUCAAGAAGAAUUGGAUUCAAUUUCAGUUCAUAGGGGAAUAGAUGGAAUUGAAAAACCAUCAUUUAUGAAUGCCAGCAUGUCCAGCAUCAGCAGGUUCUUCAAUCGCCCGAAAGAAAAUAAAGAAGGGAAACUCCUUGAUAAUAUUAACGAUAAUGAUGAAGAAGUUGACUAUGUGCGAAAUAAAGGUUCUUCAAUCGUCCGAAAGAAAAUAAAGAAGGGAAACUCCUUGAUAAUAUUAACGAUAAUGAAGAAGAAGUUGACUAUGUGCGAAAUAAAGAAUGAAUGAUUUUGGUUCUCACAGGGGAUCUUAUAGAACGAAUAUAAACUGCUCCUAUUCAUCCAAGGAAGCAGUUUCCUGUCAUUUAGGAUGUUUGCUGUCCACUUUAUAUCGGACUGAUCAGCAUCUUAAGGACAAAAACAUAGAUAAAAUUAGUAGUUGUUUUUUUGACCAAGAAAAUGCUAUUCACUCCUGUUACAAAUUGUAUUAUAAAUAUUUUAUUUGUAAAUGUAAUAUUUUAUAUUUGUACAAAAUGAUAACAUAUUUUUAUAUUAAAAAAUAGUAGAAUUUCUUUAUAUUUACACUCUUUUAAUCAUAUUUUUAUAAUGAAAUGUAAUGUAUGAUUUUUCAUUGUAUUUUUAUUUGAUUUUUAAUGAGUACUUAUCACAAAUAACAUUACAUUUUAUAUUAUAUGAUUUAGAACAAAACUCAUUCCAAUGUGCAGUUAAUUUUGUUAUUAAUUUUUUUCAGUUGUAUCAAACUAUUACUUUUGUUUUUAAAUAAAUGUUAUGUUAAUUUUUA
Molecule: messenger RNA, 4503 nt
Organism: Cimex lectularius (bed bug)
Lineage: Eukaryota; Metazoa; Arthropoda; Insecta; Hemiptera; Cimicidae
Gene: ATP7
Product: copper-transporting ATPase 1
Exons: 25
Coding region: 70-3990 (1306 amino acids)
Biological process (GO): monoatomic cation transport; copper ion homeostasis
Cellular component (GO): membrane; perinuclear region of cytoplasm; trans-Golgi network
Molecular function (GO): P-type divalent copper transporter activity; ATP binding; copper ion binding
Source: RefSeq, a predicted model, not a curated record